AUGAAAACAUUUACAGCGGUCAGAUUUCAGUUUCAGUUCAUUUUGAGUCUAUCAUGUAUACUGUUUAACGUGGUAUAUGGACAGACCUCUACAAACAUCCAACAGUUAUACACCGAUGUGUUUACAACUCACCAAAAGGCAGUUAUUCCAAAUUCGAACUUUUCGAAACCUUUAGAAGUAACACUGAAGUUGUUUUUGCUUACGAUUACACGAUUUGACGAAGUGGAUGAAACAUUGGACACUGGAGUUGCAAUUCUGACCACCUGGAAUAACGAUGGAAUUUCAUGGAACCCGUCUUCAUACGGUAAUGCAGAAUCUAUUGUUGUGCCUAAAACAGAUAUAUGGACCCCGAAUUUGGUACUAUUAAAUUCCGUUGAAACUUAUGAACCAUUAGGAGGAACUAACGAUAAUCUUGGAACAGUUUUUUACAAUGGUUCUUCAAGUAUAUUCUUGGGCGAUUUAUUGUCUUCAAAAUGUGUAGCAAAUGUUUACAAGUUUCCAUUUGAUACGCAAACGUGUGUGCUGUCAUUUGUUGUAUGGGGAUCAACAAUUAAGGACGUAACCUUGACAACAGAUCCAUAUCCGGUUGAUGUUACUUACCUCAUACCAAACUCUGAUUGGACACUGCAGUCAUACCAAGGUAGAACGUAUCUUUGGGGGUCAUUCGAUAUAUUGGAACUUUCACUUACCAUUAAACGUGCACCUUUAUAUUAUACCAUAGUGGUGGGUUGUCCUACCAUUUUGUUCGGAUUAUUAAAUCCACUCGUGUUUCUACUUCCGGUAGAAUCCGGAGAACGUGUAGGACUAUCAAUGACUGUAUUACUAUCAUUUGCAAUAUUUCUGACCAUGGUACAAAUGGCUGUUCCUGCAUCUUCUAAUCCAAUGAGUCUUUUAUUGGUCUUUAUGAUAGUGACUAUUGCUUUAAGUGGAAUAAUUGUUGCGGUAACUAUUUAUAUAUCAUCACUUUAUUAUAGAGAUCCACAGGUAAAUAUGAACACUAUCUUUAAAUAUUUUGGAUCAAGGCGGCACAAAAAUAAAAGAUUAAUUGUAGUUGUUCCAGAGUUAGAGAAAAUUGAAAAGGAGAAUGUGAAAUACUCAGCUGAGAUGAAUAUCACAUGGAAGGAUGUCUGCGACGGACUAGAUACUUACAUGAUGGUUAUAUCUUAUUGUAUCAUAAUCUUCAUCAACUGUUUAUUAUUCAUUAUUGUUACGGUGUAA
Mytilus trossulus (common blue mussel) is the source of this 1218-nucleotide messenger RNA. RefSeq names its product acetylcholine receptor subunit beta-type unc-29-like. Gene Ontology annotation, cellular component: neuron projection; synapse; plasma membrane. Gene Ontology annotation, biological process: chemical synaptic transmission; regulation of membrane potential; nervous system process. The transcript has a single exon. Gene Ontology annotation, molecular function: acetylcholine-gated monoatomic cation-selective channel activity; transmembrane signaling receptor activity. The record is from RefSeq and is a predicted model, not a curated record. Bases 1 to 1218 code for a protein of 405 amino acids. Lineage: Eukaryota; Metazoa; Mollusca; Bivalvia; Mytilida; Mytilidae.